Messenger RNA from Odontomachus brunneus, 2164 nucleotides. It is a transcript of the gene hyx, whose product is annotated as parafibromin. Gene Ontology annotation, cellular component: Cdc73/Paf1 complex. Lineage: Eukaryota; Metazoa; Arthropoda; Insecta; Hymenoptera; Formicidae. Gene Ontology annotation, molecular function: RNA polymerase II complex binding. The transcript has 4 exons. The coding region runs from base 13 to 1593 and encodes 526 amino acids. Gene Ontology annotation, biological process: transcription elongation by RNA polymerase II; positive regulation of transcription elongation by RNA polymerase II. The record is from RefSeq and is a predicted model, not a curated record.
UCAGUUAGCAACAUGGCGGAUCCGUUGAGUCUGCUGCGGCAAUAUAAUGUCAAUAAAAAGGAGAUAAUUGAACGUGAGAAUCAGAUUAUAUUUGGCGAGUUCUCUUGGCCCAAGAAUGUUAAGACAAAUUACCUAACUUAUGGAUCCGGCAGGGAAGGAACACCCAAGGAGUAUUACACCCUCGAAUGUCUCCUUUUUAUGCUCAAACAUGUUCAGCUCACACAUCCAGUGUACGUACGGCAAGCUGCUGCGGAAAACAUACCAGUUGUGCGUCGACCCGACAGGAAGGACCUGUUGGCUUAUCUCAACGGCGAGACUGCUACAUCAGCCGCCAUAGACAAAUCUGCGCCUUUGGAGAUUCCGACACAGGUGAAACGUGCCGCCGAGGAUGGCCUGGACAGUGGCUCGUCGAAGAAACCGCGUUUUGAAGAGACCCAUGUGCAGAAGGUGAAGGAGCAGCUGGCGGCGCGUUUAGACGCGCCGAAGGAGGCGUCAGUCACCGUUGACAACAUCAAAUCACUGUCGGAGGCGAUGUCCGUCGAGAAGAUCGCCGCGAUCAAGGCGAAGCGCUUAGCUAAGAAGCGUACCACGAUCAAGGAAAACGACGACAUCGGCAUGGGCUCGGAUCUGCGCGUGAUCCUCGACAUGGACGUGGACGACACGAAAGACAUUGUGUCACGGGAGCGUCAGUGGCGGACGCGCGCCACCAUAUUGCAGAGCAGCGGCAAGAUCUUCGCGAAGAACAUCUUCGCGAUCCUCCAGAGUAUCAAGGCGCGCGAAGAGGGCCGGCAGAAGGGCCCGGCCGUGCCCACGCCGAUGGUAACGCCGCGCUCGACGCCGAUGCGCCCGCUGCCGCAACCGGCCGUCUACAAUCGCUACGACCAGGAGCGUUUCAUCCGGCAGAAAGAGGAAACCGAGGGCUUUAAGAUCGACACCAUGGGCACAUAUCACGGCAUGACGCUCAAGUCGGUGACCGAAGGCACAAAUCCGGCCGUGAGGAAACCACCGACCAAUCCGUCCACCACGCAAAACUCCGGUCUGCUGCCUACCUCCGCCGCCAAGCUCACACCCCAGCAGGCGGCGCAGAACAAACGGCCGAGCAGGACACCCAUCAUCAUCAUUCCCAGCGCCAACACGUCGCUCAUCACCAUGUAUAACUCCAAGGACAUUCUACAGGAUCUCAAGUACAUCAGCAACGAGGACAAGCGCGCUCAAGGCUGCAAGCGGGAGAACGAGGUGCUGCUGCAACGCCGUAAGGAGGGCGGCCUGACCGUGCCGUACAGGGUAGUCGACAAUCCACAGAAACUCACCAACGCCGACUGGGAGAGGGUCGUCGCAGUCUUUGUGAUGGGACCGGCCUGGCAAUUCAAAGGCUGGCCGUUCGAUGGUAAUCCAGUGGAGAUCUUUUCGAAAAUAUGCGCGUUUCACUUGAAAUACGAUGAGAUGAGGUUGGACGCAAACGUAGCCCGUUGGGCAGUCACAGUAAUCGAAUUGAGUCGGACAAAGAGGCACUUGGACAGAGCGGCGUUAAUGAUAUUCUGGGAACAUCUCGACAAGCAUAUGAUCAAGAACAAGCCACAUCUUCGUUUCUAAAGUCUUGACGCAAUUUGGACGCAAUUGGACUCGCGGGUGUUCUGAGUAUUUUUUAGGUAUUUUCAUAAAAAUGAAGAAGGAUUGUAUAUAUAAAAGACAGGGAAAGAGAGAGGGAGCAAGAGAGAGAGAGAGAGAGAGUGAGAGAGAAAAUGUAACAUUUAUGUAUGUAUAUAUAUAUAUAUGUAUGUGUAUAAUUAUAUAGUAUAAGUAUGAAUACGCGCCCUCAAACAUACCACGUGCAAAUUUCGAUUAACAUAGACACGCUACUUUCGGUGACACCCGACCACUUAACGCCGAAAGUACAGAAGAGACCACCUUUUUUUAAUCUUAAUGGAUUAAAAUCGUAAUUGUAAUAAUUUUUUUAGAUUAUAAUGAACUUAGUAGUGAGAAUUUCUCCAUUCAUUGUUUAAAACGGGCUUCAUUCGUCGUCGUCUUUAUCAUGAGAUCCAUCAUCCAUUUGUGAUUCAGCGCGUGCUCUAAAAGACUAUUAUGUCUCGUAGCAGCGAUUACAUUUAGUGCGAACUGAUGUGCCUGUUAUCAUAUAAUUAAUAAAAACAUCGAGAUACACGAA